Zingiber officinale is the source of this 882-nucleotide messenger RNA. Its product is annotated as L-type lectin-domain containing receptor kinase VIII.1-like. Gene Ontology annotation, molecular function: carbohydrate binding. The record is from RefSeq and is a predicted model, not a curated record. NCBI's taxonomy places the organism in Eukaryota, Viridiplantae, Streptophyta, Magnoliopsida, Zingiberales, Zingiberaceae. The transcript has a single exon. The coding region runs from base 1 to 882 and encodes 293 amino acids.
AUGGUGCUUAGGGUUUCUGCUCCUUCGUCGUCUGCACAUUUUGCACCUCGCCUAGGGAUCUUUCCAAUGACGACGUCCUCGACCGCUUCCGCUCUCAUUCUCGCCAUCAUCCUUCUGCUUGUCGCCCCCUUGUCACCUUGGAACUGCGCAUUGACUGGAGAAGGUAACGCUCUCUUCUUCUCUUUCGGUGGGUCGGGGAAAAAUCGGAGCUUCGCCACGGAGUUUGCCCUCUAUGGCGAUGCUGAGAUGAAUAGCUCGGAGGUGAGGGUGACGCGUGCGGUGAACGAGAGCUCCGGGCUUAUGAUUUACUGGAAACCAGUCAGAUUCUUCGGCACCAAGCCCGGGUUCUCUUCUUCCUUCUCGUUCUCUGUUUCGCCCGGCAAUGGUAGAGGCCUAGCUUUCUUUUUAUCUCCGGUCAGCGUUCCCUUGGAACCGGCGAAUGGCAACUGGUCUAGGUUAUCGACCAGUGUCGUUGCAGUGAAGUUCGUGACGACAGCAAGCCUCGUCGAAGUCGAUGUUGGCGGAGAACUUUUGACAAAAAGCAGUAAUCUUUCCGACGAUGGUUUGCUUCUCAUCCUCAGCAGAGGAGAAAAAUUGCAUUCUUGGAUUGAUUACGACGGAGAAUCGAAGAGAAUAGAGGUCAGGCUUUGCCAGGACAAGGAUCUGAAGGAAGCAGCCCCUUCGAUCUCUCACUCUAUCGAUUUGUCUUACAUGUUGUGGAGGGAGGUGUCCUGGGUGGGUUUAUCUUCCUGGAGUGGCAAUUCUAGUCAUGGCAGUAGCAUAUACUCGUGGAAUUUUACAGAGAAGAGUAAUCUCUGUACUUGCACAAUUCUAGUUUAUUCUACAUUAAUGCUUAGUAGCUUCAAGCAUUCAUAUGACUGA